This is a messenger RNA of Ictalurus furcatus (blue catfish), 1921 nucleotides long. RefSeq names its product mediator complex subunit 27 (gene med27). The transcript is spliced from 8 exons. Gene Ontology annotation, cellular component: mediator complex. The coding region runs from base 205 to 1140 and encodes 311 amino acids. Gene Ontology annotation, biological process: regulation of transcription by RNA polymerase II. The record is from RefSeq and is a predicted model, not a curated record. Gene Ontology annotation, molecular function: transcription coactivator activity. NCBI's taxonomy places the organism in Eukaryota, Metazoa, Chordata, Actinopteri, Siluriformes, Ictaluridae.
UUUUGUUAUUGAUUGUUGAAGGAAAUUGUUGAUUUGCACUAAUGCUAAAAACGUACCCAGACUGGACUGUAACAAAAAUCACGUGUUUACUUCGCACAGCGAGGGAAAGAAAGACCAACUCGCGUUGAAACUACAACUCCCAAGUUAGUCGGUGCAACUCUGACGUCAUCUGUGCGACGGGUUUUCGCUGCGGAAACAACAGCCAUGGCGGAUGUUAUGAAUGUCGGUGUGAAUUUAGAAGCUUUUUCUCAAGCGAUUAACGCCAUCCAGGCGCUCAGGUCGAGUGUAACCAGAGUGUUUGACUCACUGAAAGAUGGAAUGAAGAAUAAGGAAACGCUUGAAGGACGAGAAAAGGUGUUUAUUACGGAUUUUCAGGACAACUUGCAGGCGGUGAAUCGUGACUUGACUGAGUUGGAGCGUCUGAGCAAUCUGGUUGGCCGGCCGUCAGAGAGUCACCCGUUACACAACAGCGGCCUACUGAGCUUAGACCCGGUGCAAGACAAAACCCCUCUGUACAGCCAGCUUCUACAGGCUUACAAAUGGUCCAACAAGUUACAGUAUCAUGCAGGCUUGGCGUCCAGCCUCUUAAACCAGCAGUCACUCAAGCGCUCGGCCAAUCAGAUAGGAGCAUCGGCGAAGAGGAGGCCGAAGGUCCAGCCCAGCACCCUCGUACUGCCCAUUCAAUACGUGGAUGAUGUGAUCUCUAGGAUUGGCCGCAUGUUUCCAGACAUGUCCAUUGAGCUCUUCCGGCCCAACGGGACAUCAGCUGUGCUUCUGGUGACCCUGGGAAAAGUGCUUAAAGCCAUCGUGGUGAUGAGGAGCCUGUUCAUCGACCGCACCAUCGUCAGAGGAUACCAUGAGAAUGUGUAUUCCGAGGAUGGCAAGCUGGACAUCUGGUCAAAGUCCAACUACCAAGUAUUUCAAAAGGUGACGGACCAUGCCACCACAGCCCUGCUGCACUACCAGCUGCCCCAGAUGCCCGAUGUGGUGGUGCGCUCCUUCAUGACCUGGCUCAGGAGUUACACCAAGCUUUUCCAGACACCAUGUCAGCGCUGUGGUAAGUUUUUGCAAGACGGCUUGCCUCCCACCUGGAGGGAUUUCCGCACCCUCGAGGCCUUCCAUGAUACCUGCAGGCAGUGAAUCCAUAAACUGUACAGGAGUGAUGAUACCCACUGGACAAGGGAUGAACAAAUACAAAAGUGUGUGUGUGUGUGUGUGUGUGUGUGUGUGUGUGUGUCUGUCUAUGACCCUGCUUGUAUUGAAAGACUUUUGAACGUACAAGUUGCAUCUAACGGGCCAAAAGGAACGACUUCAGUAGUCAGGGUCGGUCAUGACCAACAGGUUAUAUGUACAGGUAUGCCGACGACACACUCGUAUCCAGUCUCCAUGUAAUAAAGGCAGAUUUGUAUUCCAAACGUUUUGUGAAAGUUAGCCGUCCAGUCACAGGUUUCACUGGAAGAAAAAGAUGUCAGAGAUGCUUGCUAUUUCCAGUGAACAUUAACUUCCUGUGCUCAUAUCUAGUGUUUCAAACUUCCAUAAACUUGUGUCCUACUUAGUUUUCACAUAGCUUUUUUUUACCUAAAAAAAAAAAAUGCUUCGGUGAAGCACUCCAAAGCAAAAGUGUUGCAACACCGGUUUUUGUUGUUAUUGUUUGUGAGCUUUUUUGUAGUCCUGUUUAUAAAGAAAUCAUGUUUAAUAUUUCAUGAGUCACUCAAAGUAGGAAGUUUCUUUUUUUUUUCUUUUUUUUUAAUAAAACAGUCAACUGCUACAACUAGGUCAUAACUUCAUAUGUAGCCUAUUCUAUGAACACGGCGCGUUUGUGAUUGGACAGGAAUUGCGUGUGUGUGGUGGGGUUUUUUGGUUGUUGUUUUUUUUCCUUUGCGUUCCAGUUUUGAUGUAAUAAAAUCUUUUUUUUCUUUUC